CCCCGCCCCCGGCGAUUGCGCCGCAGCGCUCGGGCCCCCCCGGCCCAGGAGGGAGGCGGCCGGAUCAAGAUGGCGGCGCGAGUGCUGCUGCGGCGGAGCCUGGCGGGAGCCAGCGCCGUGCCGCGCCUCCCGCCCGGCGGCGGGCUGGCCCUCAGGGGGCUGGUAUCUUCAGCUAGCAGACCUCGUGAAGACAGUUGGUUAAAAUCGCUAUUUGUUCGCAAAGUUGAUCCAAGGAAAGAUGCUCACUCCAACCUUCUAGCCAAAAGAGAGACCAGCAGUCUGUAUAAACUACAGAUUCACAAUGUAAAACCAGAAUGUCUAGACGCCUACAACAAGCUUUGUCAAGAGGUGCUGCCAAAGAUUCAUGAAGAAAAACACUACCCAUGUGCACUGGUGGGGACUUGGAACACGUGGUACGGAGAGCAAGAUCAGGCUGUUCAUCUGUGGAGAUAUGAGGGAGGCUAUCCUGCUCUCAAUGAGGUCAUGAGUAAACUCCGCCAAAAUAAGGAAUUCACAGAGUUUCGCAAAGAAAGAGGUAACAUGCUUCUCUCACGCAAGAACCAGUUAUUGUUGGAGUUUAGUUUCUGGAAUGAACCUGUUCCCAGAGAGGGGCCUAAUAUUUAUGAACUGAGAUCCUAUCAACUUAGACCUGGAACAAUGAUUGAAUGGGGAAAUUACUGGGCUCGUGCAAUUCGUUUCCGACAGGAUAAUAAUGAAGCAGUUGGAGGAUUUUUCUCACAAAUUGGACAGCUGUAUAUGGUUCAUCACCUUUGGGCUUACAAAGAUCUCCAAACCAGAGAAGAUAUAAGGAAUGCUGCAUGGCAUAAACCUGGAUGGGAUGAACUAGUCUAUUACACAGUGCCCCUUAUUCAGGAAAUGGAGUCCAGAAUCAUGAUACCGUUGAAGAUUUCUCCACUUCAGUAAAAUCACUGAUUUACUUGUGCCUACAUAGAUACAGUGACAAGUAUUUGUCUUAAUUUAAUUUAUGGUAUACAUUGUAUAUCAUAGUCUGAAAUAUAAAAAUACUGUAUUGAGCUUAUAAAAGAGACCUCUUUUCUUGAGAAUCUAAUGUCCUUUUGCUCUGACGAUUGUACCAGGGAGAAAAGAAAUAUAGGACUGUAAAUAAAAGGUUGGUUAAUUGAAAACAAGUGCAAAGACAUAUAUGAGUUCCUCUUUGAGACAGCUCAUCAAGUUGAAUAUGGCAUACAGUAUUUAAUAUCUUCUGCUACAUACAGGAUGCCCAGUGUUCAGUAACCGAACAUAGUGUUACAGUUGCUGUGGCCUUUGUCUAGCAUUAUAAUGACUGCACAUUUUAAAAACGAGUGUGAGAGUUCUGAAAUUAGAAGCUCUGAAGCCCUCAGAUAGCUCUGAAAUACAAGUAGAUGUUCUCGCAGGCCUGAAAUCAGUAAGUAGCUCUUAAUUUACAAAUAGCCAGUCAUUAAUUGAGGAUAAUACUGUUUGUCAGGUGAUAGCUUAUGGACAGAGAAUAGGGCAUUCUGUUUUGCAAGACUCUAAAGCCUGUUGAAACUAAUCACGCAUUUGUGUAGAUCCCUACACCUGAAAUAAAUUUUGUGAAGUAUGACCUACAGUUUUCAAAGAGGUACUGACAAGACAUGGUUGUCUGUUCUGCAGGGAAUCGAGUUCAGAUAGAUACAUUUAACUCUACAAAUAACUUGGAAGUCUAGGAAAAGGGGUUUAAUUUAGUAAGCAAUCAUGACUUCAGACAUAUGCUUGGUCGAGUGUUUCACUAACUGUACAGUAGGUACUUAUGAAUUGAUGUGUGAAACUGGCGCAUGUUGAGUCAAUAGGAUUGGCAUAAAGCAGUGUACCAUUAUGUCCAGUUCUAUUUUGGUUUCACUUUUAGACUAGAAUGUAUCAACACUUUUGGUGUCUGCAAUGAUGUGAACAUCCUGUAAGUGAAAAUAAUAUUCUCUCUUUAAAGUGGCUACAAGAAUCAGUGUAACAUACAGAAUGUACAAAUCAGUUACUGAAUGUCCAAUUUGUACAUUUUAAGGAGUUUUCAGGAAGAACAUACCAGUCAAUAAAAUCCUUUUAAUUUUCACA
Messenger RNA from Tyto alba (common barn owl), 2064 nucleotides. It is a transcript of the gene NIPSNAP2, whose product is annotated as nipsnap homolog 2. NCBI's taxonomy places the organism in Eukaryota, Metazoa, Chordata, Aves, Strigiformes, Tytonidae. Bases 70 to 924 code for a protein of 284 amino acids. Gene Ontology annotation, cellular component: mitochondrion. The transcript has 10 exons. The record is from RefSeq and is a predicted model, not a curated record.